UGUACAUUUCCGGUAUUCCUUAACACCUUUUCUUAAACUACACUUUCAGAUUGUUACAAGCCUUUACUCAGACACAUAACUCCUAUUUAAAAUGCUGUUCUGUAGCGCAUAAAAUCAUCAUACACGGUUGGAUGAGUCAAAGUAAGGGGACAUUUAAUCGUGCUGUAAAAAAUGCUUACAUGAAUCUCACAAAAAGCUCUCUUAAUAAUACAAACAAAAAUAAAACUGAAGCAAUUGUUAGUAAUGACACCAUGCCGCCAACAGCAACGCCUGAAGAGUUACAGCAGCAAGAUGAAAACGAUGCUGAUGAUGAUGCUGACGUUCACAAAAAUUCCACAAUAGAUUUUAAUGUCAUUGUUGUGGAUUGGAGUGUUAUAUCAUCGAAUGUGAACUAUUUUGGUGUGGUGGAUUUAAUUGAGGAUUUGGGUUUUCUUUUAGCCGACUUUGUGCGUUUCCUUCACAUGAAGGCGAAUUUGUAUUUUGGUGAUGUCUAUAUUAUAGGUCACUCGUUGGGAGCUCAGAUAGCCGGUAGUGCCGGCAAACAGGUGGCACCGUUUAGGUUCAAUACUAUUUUUGCCUUAGAUCCGGCGGGACCUAAAUUUCGCAAUCGCAGUAGUGAUUUACGGCUGGAUGCUUCUGAUGCCGAUUACGUGGAGUCUAUACAAACCAGCAGCAGUUUGGGUUUUCAAGAACCAGUGGGACAUGCAACAUUUUAUCCCAACUUUGGUAGAGAUCAAAAGAAAUGCUACAUGUAUGGUUGUUCACAUUCUAGAGCUCAUAAUUACUUUGCUGAAUCGAUAACGAGUAAGGAGGGCUUCUGGGGCACCCGAUGUGAACGUCAAUCGGAAAAUAUUUGGAUUAUGUCUGAAUCGGGUGAAGAGUUUAAAAUGGGUGGAGAACCUUCUACACCCAAAGAGGGUACAUUUUAUUUGAAGACCAACGACAAGCCACCAUAUGCCAUGGGAAGGCGAAAGGUUUUAGAGACUAUCGAAGAAGUACCCGAGGAUAAUUAUAUACAUUUAGAAUGAGAGAAUUAUGUUUUAUAGUCAAGAGUUGGAAGACCGCAAAAUGAGACGAGAAGUAUUAAAAACUAUUGAAAAGUUUACAUCGCCUUCAAUUUAAACGAAAAAUUAGUCUCAAAUUUAAUUGUAUUAUUUAAAAUAAACAUUUAUUUAUUAAAGAAAAUAUAAUUUAUAAUAUUAUCUCAAAAAAUCAACAAAGUUUCUUUA
Lucilia cuprina (Australian sheep blowfly) is the source of this 1229-nucleotide messenger RNA. Its product is annotated as probable phospholipase A1 magnifin. Gene Ontology annotation, molecular function: lipase activity. The record is from RefSeq and is a predicted model, not a curated record. NCBI's taxonomy places the organism in Eukaryota, Metazoa, Arthropoda, Insecta, Diptera, Calliphoridae. Gene Ontology annotation, biological process: lipid metabolic process. The coding region runs from base 132 to 1028 and encodes 298 amino acids. The transcript has 2 exons.